Molecule: messenger RNA, 1133 nt
Organism: Lotus japonicus
Lineage: Eukaryota; Viridiplantae; Streptophyta; Magnoliopsida; Fabales; Fabaceae
Product: MADS-box protein AGL24-like
Exons: 9
Coding region: 222-854 (210 amino acids)
Biological process (GO): positive regulation of transcription by RNA polymerase II
Cellular component (GO): nucleus
Molecular function (GO): RNA polymerase II cis-regulatory region sequence-specific DNA binding; DNA-binding transcription factor activity, RNA polymerase II-specific; protein dimerization activity
Source: RefSeq, a predicted model, not a curated record
AUCACAAUAUCACAUCAAUACAACUCAGUCUGAUAUCUGAACUGGGCGCAUUUAGACAGACGUAUUUGGGAAUAGCGAAUCAUAUCGUUCAUUCCAAUCACCCAUUUCUGGAAAGCUAGGAUUGGUUCACCUCUUGUCUUGUAAGCCUCCACUCUCACAUUUUUUUCUCAUCUUGGAACUGCUUCUUUAUCUGCAAAAUUUUCCAUUUUUUGACAGGGGAUAUGACUAGAAAGAGGAUACAGAUAAAGAAAAUAGACAACAUAAGUUCGAGGCAAGUGACAUUCUCAAAGAGGAGAAAAGGGCUUUUCAAGAAAGCUCAGGAGCUCUCAACUCUUUGUGAUGCAGACAUAGCUCUCAUAGUCUUUUCUGCAACUAACAAGCUCUUUGAGUAUGCUAGUUCAAGCAUUCAACAAGUAAUUGAAAGGCGUAGUCAGUGUUCAGGGAUUCACAGAUUGGAGCACCUACCUAUUGAGCAGUUUAUGCAGUUUGAGAGUGACUCCAAUGACACACUGCGCAAGAAAGUAGAAGAAAAGACACAUGAACUGAGGCAGUUGAACGGGGAAGAUCUGCAAGGAUUGACAUUACAUCAGCUUCAGAAACUAGAGGAAGUACUUAAAAGAAGUUUAGCCAGUGUUUCCAGAGUGAAGGAUGAAAAAUUUAUGCAAGAAAUCAGCACCCUUAAGAGAAAGGAAGUGGAACUGAUUGAAGAAAACCAAAAAUUGAAACAGGUACCAAGCCUUACACAGUAUGGACAAAGGCAAUCAUUAGAGUCCACUAUUAGCUCUUCAUCUUAUCUUCUUGAAGAAGAUGGUAGUGACACGUCUCUCAAGUUGGGGUUGCCUUUAUUACAAUAAAAUAAAAUGUUGAUUUAAAGAACUGUGAGGAGUUAGCAAUGAACGGAUUGGUUCCCUUUCUGCAUCGCUCAACCAAUUAAAUCCAGUACUAGUGUUUGAUGUGUUUAAAAACAACUGGUAAAGUAAUUAGAUCUAAUUAAGGGGUAAGGCCCUACAUAAAGAAUUGAAUUAUUAUUGCAUUAGCCUUUGUAUUUUAUUUUAGCAAUUUAAAUAAUAUGGUAGCAGAUGCUAUGGUUGUAUCUAUAGUUUAUCAUCAUAUAAACUUUUGUCUUGCCUGUA